Dioscorea cayenensis subsp. rotundata (Guinea yam) is the source of this 2277-nucleotide messenger RNA. RefSeq lists its product as uncharacterized. The transcript is spliced from 9 exons. The coding region runs from base 529 to 2025 and encodes 498 amino acids. The record is from RefSeq and is a predicted model, not a curated record. Lineage: Eukaryota; Viridiplantae; Streptophyta; Magnoliopsida; Dioscoreales; Dioscoreaceae.
AAAAAUAAAAGUCAGUACGGAGAUCAAUCAAGAAGGAAAAAAAGAAAGAAAAAAUGAUCCUCUUCCACCACGCCGGAGCCCGCACGGCCUGCUAUCCCAGUCCAAUCAACCCUAGUUUUUCCUGCCAGCGACGAGCUCCGGCGAUCUCGUAUCGUCUCAUAGUGCGGUCUUCAUCUUCUUCUCCUUCGAAUCCGAUGUCUGAGAUGCUGGAGGCUUCCUCCAUUUUGAAGGAAGGCAAAAAGCCGGCCGUAUGCACCGCCGAUGAGCUUCACUAUGUUGCGGUGCCAGGCACUGAGUGGAGACUCGCUCUCUGGCGCUACUUGCCCUCUCCGAAGGCGCCGGUGAGGAGUCAUCCUCUGAUGCUUUUGUCUGGGGUUGGGACGAAUGCGAUUGGCUAUGAUUUAUCUCCCGGGGUGAAAUGAUGGUGACAUCUUGAUAGGUGCAAUUCAAAAUAUGUUAUUGUUACCUUCUUCAAGUUAUGACUGCUUACAUCCUGUUAGUCCGAUUGUGUGGAAACACUAGGUUUGAAUGGCUUCAUUUUCUCGUCACAUGUGUAGCCAAGGAUUUGACACAUGGAUUGUGGAAGUGAGGGGUGCUGGAUUGAGUAUUCGUGAUAGCGGUCCCAAGUCACAACCUCCUUCUAAAGCUUUAAUCUCUGAAUUUGUUACCGUUAUUGAUGGUAAUGCAAAUGGUGUUCCGCUUUUGGAAAAACAGUCAGUUGUGAUGACUGACUCAGGCUCAGAAUCUGAAAUUUCUGUUGUUAGUAGAGAUAGUAAGGGUGAAUUGGCAUUGGAUGAACCACAAUUAGUGACAAAGCUAACGGAUGCCUUUUUGCGGCUGGCUGAAACACUCUCUGGAUAUUUAAAUGAUGGUCAAUUGAUGGUCGUCUCUUCCAAGUUUUUGGAUAGAAUUUCUGAACUUCUCGGAGAUGCUCGAUUAUCUGACCGAUUUAAUGAGAUCAAGGGCAGCAUUUCAGGUUUAUUAAAAACAAGGGAAACCUCUGCAAUUGCUGCCCAAAUCAGAGAACUAAGUCAGCGGCUUGUGAAUAUUAUUGAUGAUGGACAGCGAUCAGUUUCACCACAAUUGUUUGAUUUGCAAGAACGUCUCUCAGCAACGAUUGAAGAUUUUCAGAAACAACUUGAUUUGAUUGUAACCUAUAAUUGGGAUUUCGAUAAUUAUUUGGAGGAGGACAUCCCUGCUGCGAUGGAAUAUAUUAAGCUAGAAAGCAAGCCAAAAGAUGGUAGAGUGCUUGCGAUCGGUCAUUCUAUGGGAGGAAUUCUUUUGUAUGCAAUGAUAUCCAGAUGUGCUUUUAGAGGAAUGAAGUCUGGACUAGCAGCAAUGGUCACUCUAGCAUCAUCAGUUGAUUAUACCUCAUCAAAAUCUUCACUUAAAUUGUUAUUGCCUCUUGCUGAUCCUGCACAGGCGCUUAAUGUCCCUGUUGUUCCAUUGGGAGCAUUACUUGCAGCUGCUUAUCCUCUUGCAUCUCGUCCUCCUUAUGUUCUCUCAUGGCUCAAUCCUCAGAUUUCAGCACAGGAUAUGAUGCAUCCUGAGUUGUUGAGGAAGCUUGUAUUAAAUAAUUUCUGUACUAUACCUGCUAAGCUCUUAUUGCAGCUCACAACUGCUUUCCGAGAAGGGGGAUUACGUGAUCGAACAUGCACAUUUUCUUACAAAGAUCAACUGCACAAAUGUAAUAUUCCUGUUCUUGCUCUUGCUGGAGAUCAGGACCUGAUCUGUCCACCUGAGGCUGUGUACGAUACCAUUAAGCUCAUUCCUGAGUUCUUGGUUACAUACAAAGCUUUUGGGAAACCAGAUGGUCCACAUUAUGGUCAUUAUGAUUUGGUCGGAGGCCGACUGGUGAGUGUUCUCUAUGACUGUCGAUACUCGGCAGCUCUAAAUAAAAAGUUUGUUCACAUUCUUCCUUUUCUCCCUCUGCCUCUUUUUUUCUGUUGUGUGCAGGCAAUUGAUGAAAUUUAUCCUUGCAUAAUUGAGUUUCUUUCCCAACAUGAUCAAUUAUGCUCAGAUUAACCAGAAACGAUCAGUAUAGUUGGAUGCCACAUUGUGAAGAUUCAUGCCAUUCAUUGGUCCCUUUGGGACUAAAGCAUACCUUUACAAAGUUAUACAAAACCAUGCAAAACUAGGUUGUGCCAAACAUUGUAAAAUGAUUUGUUUCUAAAUCAACUAACUAAUUUCUCUCACCAAUGCUUUCCGUCUCUGCUUGAUAUGUUUUGAUAUGAAGAACAAGUGUAUGCAGAUGAUGAAUGUUUCUUUGUAUUGAUA